AGUUAAAAUAUUUGUUAUUUUAAACUUUAUAGCUAGUUUUUAAUGUUAAUGUAUUUUGACUGAGAUUUGUUGUUUGUAUUAUCCAAAUUUUUAAAUAGUCAUCUUUAAACUUAAUUUCCAUCAUCGACUUUAAUAAUGUGUUUCUUAGAAUAAUUCAAUCUGCUGUAAUUAAUACUGAACCUACUGGCAAUUAACAAAUAAACUUUAUGUUUAACAAUGUAUCCAGUGGAUAACCGAAAUAUUUGGAUUAAUAAUCAUGUCAAUAAUCCUAAUAGUCCAUACGAUUACAAACGUAAAAAGUUAAAGAAGGUUAUAAGAGAUAUGGUUUAUGAAAAUGCUGCCAUUUGUGAUGAAAUAUCGCUUACUCAAGAAAAAAUAUUAAUUGUGCGAGAAGAAUGCAAGUUUUUAACGAAGAAGUUAAAGAUAUUUGAACCUCAAUUAGAUACUUCUAUAGCUAGUGUAAACACAACUCAAGUAAAAAAGUCGACUCCAAGAAAAAAAGCAACUACCAAUGGUGUAACACCAAAGCCAAGACGUCCUGCUGCUAAACACAAAAAGAAUAUUAUAGAAGUUCAAGAACCAAUAACUAGUGGAAAUGUUACUAUUUACAACUUAGGAGAAAUUGUAUAUGAUACACCAUUUUAUUAUUCAGACUGUGCAAUCUAUCCGGCCGGAUAUUAUGCAUCAAGAACUUAUGCUCAUUUUAGAAAUAUAUUCUCUAAAUGUACUUAUCAUUGCAAAGUUAUAAAAGCUGGUUCAUCUCCAAGAUUUGAGAUCAUGGAUCAUGAUAAACAUUUCAAAGUCACUGGCUUGAGCACUGAUGAAUGCCAUAGUCAUCUUAUAUCAUUAAUUAAUAAAUUGCUGGGUGCUGAAGAUUUAAUACCUGCAAAUAGAAAUGGUGAUAGAUUUUUUGGAUUGACCUUACCUCCAGUUCGUAUGAAACUACAAGAAGCACCAGAAUCUAAAUUCUGUACAGGAUACAUUCCAUUAGAAUUGCAGCCAGACAAUCAUGAAUCCGAGUUAAAGGCUGAAAGUGAUCCUGCUGUGAGUUUUGAGGGUCUACAUAAUACAUUGAACAGAUUUCGAUCUAGACAUUAAAAAGUGUUCUUAUAAUACCAUUUUUAUACUUAAAUGUAUACUAAUAUGUGAUAAGUAAAUGUAAUUUUAUGAAACAAAUGUAUACUAUUAUAAUAAUUAUAUUAUUAAGAAUGAAAAAUGAAUUAGUUCAUAAUUUAUAUUGUAUGUUUAGUAUUUUCAACAAUAUAUUUUAACUAUCAGUCAAUUAAUAGUAAUAAACUAAUAAAUAACAAUUAGGGCUUGGAUUUAUAUGUAACAGUAUGGAUUUAUGCAACUUUGUUAAUAAUGUCUACAAAUGAUGAUAUAAACGGUAGUGUAAUUAUUACAUAUUUUGACUAUAUAAAUGCGAAAAUUCAUAGAACACCAUGUAAUUAUUUUGUGUAAUACAUUUGAAUAGUGUUAAUAGUUAAGAAAAUUAUUUAAUUCAAUUUAAAUGUUAACUACCUAUAAAUCCUAGCCUUAAAUUAAUAAUUAUAGUAAGAUAAAUGCUAUUAACACUGUCUUGCAUUGGUAUAAUGGUAUUGUCUGAAGAGUUAAUAUCAUUAAUAUAGUAAAAUAAAUUUAUUUAAUAGGAAUAUAAAAAUACAUAUCAUGCUUAGAGAUAUUGGUUGAUGAUUUUUUUUUUUUACUCUAAAUUGCUUUUUUUUAAUAAUGAUGUACUUAAAUUUAAUUCAAAUGUAAUGCAUCAAUGACAGUGACCCAUUUGACACAACCUUCUGUAUAGCAGAAAUGUAUACUACCCUUCUAAGCAAAAGUACUGUAACUCAAUAAAAAAAAAUGAAUUAGCUACGCCAUUUGAUAGUUUAUUUCAAAAAACCAGCUAAGGAAAAGAAAUGCAAUUUUUUGCAUUGAAUAACUUGGUAACUUAUUGUUAUUAUUACUUAUCUAAUAUUGUAAUUUUUUUAUUUUAAUUAUUUCUAAUAACUAGAUAGUUAAUUUUAUUUUUAUACUACUAUUUUUCUAAUUUUUUUGCCGGCCCCUGGUUUACUGUAAAGAAAAUAAUUAAGGUGUAAGAAAAUGAAAAAUACCUAACUACAUUUUUCUCAAAACUAAUAUAUUUGUUUUUACGACACGUUUGCUUAGCAAGGCAGUAGACUGAUAUUAACUUUUUCAAUAAUAAUUUUUAUAUUAUAAUUAUAAGUUAUAACUAUAAAGUUGAUAGAAUUAAUUUAUAGCUAAAUUAAAAUAUUAUUGUAAUAUCCUGAAAAUUCAACAUAUUUUUAGGGGCCAUAAGGCCUAGAAAAAUUGGCCCACAGUCAUAGAACUGUAAACUUGAGAAUGUUCAUAUAAAAAAAAAUUUAUUGACAUUUUCUAACGACUAAAAUUGUUAGUGUCUUUUUUUUAGUUUUUAAAUAAAAUAAAUUUCAAGUACAGCAACUAUAGGGAAAAGAUUCCAAAAUUUAUUUUAAAAUAAUAAUUAAUGUUUAAAAUUUAGUUUUUAACUUCCUGUAAUAAAUAUACUAUAUUAUAUAUAAGGUAUUAUGUAGGUAAGUAAUGCAAGAAUACAAAUUGUAUUAAACAAUUCAUGUAACUAAUAAAGAUUAAUUAAUUCUAAAUUCUAAAUUAUUUUUUUUUUAUUUAACAUUUUUAAGUAAUAAUAUAUAUUAAAUAGUUAGUAUUUUUAUUUUAUACAUAAAUUAUUAAGUAUUUUGCAUAUAAAUGUAUAAUUAACAAUGAUCUUAUGUCAAUAAUUUUAAAAAAUAAAAAUAGAAUUACAAAAUCUAUAUGAAAAAAAAAAAAAAUCAUGAAAAUUUACAGGCUGUAUGUUGCCAACUCCUGGUUUAGAUAAUUUAUAAAUGGCUAGACAGUGUUAAUAACUAUGGUAUUAUUUAUAUCUUAUGCUAAUUGUACCAACUAUCCAUGGAAUUAGUUAAAACUUUACAAAAUGUUAGAAAAUAUAUUUUUGUUAGUAGGGUUAAGUUAGAUGACUAAGUAGGAUAUUAAGACUCAAUUGUUUUGUGUGUGCGUGUGGAUUUUAUACAAUUUUUGUUAUAUAAUUUAAUAAUGUGUCAAAGUUAAAAUAUUUAUGUAAACAAUAAUGUGUUUAAGUUAGGUUAAUGUCACUGUAUUAUAUUCAUAAUACAUUAUCUUUCAUAAUAAAAACUUAAUAAACCUCGA
This is a messenger RNA of Aphis gossypii (cotton aphid), 3195 nucleotides long. RefSeq names its product transforming growth factor beta regulator 1. Lineage: Eukaryota; Metazoa; Arthropoda; Insecta; Hemiptera; Aphididae. Gene Ontology annotation, cellular component: nucleus. Gene Ontology annotation, biological process: regulation of cell cycle. The transcript is spliced from 7 exons. The coding region runs from base 217 to 1098 and encodes 293 amino acids. The record is from RefSeq and is a predicted model, not a curated record.